Danaus plexippus (monarch butterfly) is the source of this 1818-nucleotide messenger RNA. Its product is annotated as probable peptidoglycan muropeptide transporter SLC46. The record is from RefSeq and is a predicted model, not a curated record. Gene Ontology annotation, cellular component: membrane. Lineage: Eukaryota; Metazoa; Arthropoda; Insecta; Lepidoptera; Nymphalidae. Gene Ontology annotation, molecular function: transmembrane transporter activity. Gene Ontology annotation, biological process: transmembrane transport. Bases 363 to 1751 code for a protein of 462 amino acids. The transcript has 7 exons.
AAAUAAGGAAACAUAAAUUGUUAGUGAUUAAUUGAAUAAUAAUGGUGUUACGAAGAUAAUAAUUCGAUGACACGCAAAUCCACCAUUUUGAUAAAUCAUGAUUAAGUCAUGAAUCACAUCGAUAAUGCUUGAUAGUAUUCGAAAUAACAAAGGACGAACGAGUUUCCAGUACAUGACUAUUGUUCAUACAACUAGCAACUCAUAAAUAUUCAUUUUAUAAUGCAGGCAAUAUGUAUUAGAACAAAGUAUAUAUAAAAGUGUAAAUAAUAAAAAUUGUACAAUUAUGUAUAUGAUUAUCAAAACAUAAUUUAAGUGAAGUGAAGUGUAAUAUUUUUGGAAACAGUGUAUGAGUUGUCGAAAUCAUGUCCGACCAUAAUGAAUUGCCUUUGCCAAAAAGGUCGAUCAGGACAACUAUUGAGUUGCCAUUGUUUUUAAACAUGCUGGCAACAUUUUUAACAGUUUCAGCUGUCAGCAAUAUCCUUUUGUAUCGGACGUGUGUCCAUACCUUGAAUCACGCUGUAGAUGAAUGCAAAUUUUUUCUAUCUCCGGUAAAAACGAACGAAACAUCAGAUUUAGAAGCGGAGGUUCAAAAGUACACUACUUACAUAACAACGGUUAAAAUAAUUUUAGAAUAUAUUUGUCCUACCAUUUUAUCACUAUUUUUGGGAGGAUGGUCCGACACCUAUGGGAGAAAACCACUUCUCGUGUGGCCAUUUUUUGGUAUGUCAAUGACUGGUAUUCUCUUGGUAAUCUACGGUAUGAUGGACGGUCUCGGUCCCUGGUGGUUCCUGUCAACGGCGAUACCAUUCUCUUUAACUGGCGGGUUCGUGGUGUUAUACACUGGCGCAUAUUGCUACGUGAACGACACGAGCUCGUCAAGUACCACAGCCAUAAGAAUGAUGAUUUUGGAUGGUACAAUGGCUUUGGGAACUUUCUUCGGCUCCAUGUUUAGUUCAUAUCUCAUAGAAGCAAUUGGCAAUGUGUAUGUCCUUCUUAUAUCUGCUACCAUUAACGUGAUAGCGUACGCCUUUACAAAUAUAUGGAUUGUGGAAUCUUUGACUGGAGCAAUACAGAAUGGUGCGACAAAGAUUUUCGACUUACAGUAUAUGAAAGAGAUGUUCACUGAGUGUUUUAAAGAGCGCCCAAACUACGGACGCACUCAAAUAAUACUCAUAGCAACUGUAAGACUAUUAGUAAUGAUAGUAACCAUUGGAACCAUGAAUUUGGAAUAUUUUUAUUCGAGAAAAAAAUUGCAUUGGACAUUAAGGGAUUAUACAACGUUUUCAGCGAUUGGCACAGUCAUUGCAUUCGUUGGAGGAUUUUUUGGAAUAAUGAUCUGUCAGAGGAUAUGUCGAUUGGGUGACAUACCAUUUUCUAUAAUCGCCAUAUUGUCAGCGAUUCUAGAUAAUAUCAUCAAGUUAUUUGCUGUUCAGUCCUGGCAGAUGUACUUAAGUACUAUUGCGUCGCCGCUUAAAGGGCUCACGGGGCCGUUAAUGAGGUCCUACGUAACAAAGUUUUUGCCUACCGAAGAUAUAGCGAAGGUGUUCGCUCUUCUUUGUGCGGUUGAGAGUUUAGCGCCAAUUAUUGGACCUGUGAUAUUUAAUUCUCUAUACUCCUCUACAUUAUCUGUAUUUCCUGGCGCCAUCUACAUUCUCAGCACAGCUAUGAAUAUAGUCUCCGUAAUUAUGUUAAUUUUGGUCCAAUACUACUCGUGGAAUAGAUUGUCUGGUUAUGAAAGCAUAAACAAUUGACUCAAUCAAGAUUUUUGACAAAAUUUUAUUGUACUUAAUUGUAAAUAAACAUACAGAUUAAGAUUAA